Molecule: messenger RNA, 1143 nt
Organism: Paramisgurnus dabryanus
Lineage: Eukaryota; Metazoa; Chordata; Actinopteri; Cypriniformes; Cobitidae
Molecular function (GO): ubiquitin-protein transferase activity
Source: RefSeq, a predicted model, not a curated record
CCAAAAUUCAGAUAUGGGUAAUUAAUUAAAAAUGUUAAGUACUUUGCUUCCAGUUUCUUGUGUGUGUGUGUAUUAUUGUAUGUAUGUGUAUAUGUAUGUGUAUGUAUGUAUGUGUGUGUGUGUGUGUGUGUGUGUGUAUUCCCUUCUUUUGUCCAUAACAUGUCAUUUAGUUCAUACAGUGUCACCUUCCACAAGUGAAAGUGAGCUCAACAGUCAAGGCAGUGAAAAUGAGAGACUGCAAGAAAGUCCAUCACAUCAAAGAAUGCUGAGUGCAGUGCCUUCAUCACAGAGGGAAAGUGAGGCCAGAAGGCAGGAGACAGAGAGCAGCACUCAAGAAACUGAAAGUCAGGGCCAGGCAGAGGACCUGAGACAAGUGUUUCCUUAUAAUGUGGCAGACUUUGUCCCUGUUUUUCUGGAGGAAGAUGAGGCUCUUGAAGAGGCUAUUCAGCGUAGUCUACUAGAAGAGUUUGAUGGACCUGCUGUUAAUACUUUAAAGUCAUCUGAAAUGCUGAGCAAAGAAGAAAUUGCAGGUCUUCUACAAGCUCAUAGUGAGGCAGUUAUUACAUCGGGAACAAGACAGAUCUAUAUCAGCCGAGCCAAUGUUUGGACCACAGCAUUACGUGUGUUUAAGAGACCCAGUUUUGCAGAAAGCUGUGACAAGCUCUAUGUCACAUUUACAAGCGAUGAACAUGAUGCUGUGGAAGAUGCUGCUGACCUUGGGGGUCCCAGACGAGAGUUUUUCCGCUUACUGGUGAAGGCUAUCUUCCAGGACAGUGGAGCUUUUGAAGGCACACCAAAUGGAUGCACACCAAGACUGAACAUGUUCCACUUGCAAAACGGAGUGUAUCGAACCAUUGGCAGGUAGUGGUGGGCAGAGCGAGGCUUUGUGAAACACUGAAACAGUUGAAUCAAUUGUGCCGUAUGUUUCGAGGCUUCGAAACAUCAAUCCGAAACCGCCUCCACAGUGACACCUAGCGGUCGUUUGCAUGUCUUUACAUGAAGCAGCCUUGACAAGAUUUUAGACGAGCCCUGACAAAUUGUAUCCCACAUGUUGUUUAAUUGACACACAAGUGAUAGAAUGGGAGAGUGGAUAGUGCUCUCGACUCUCAUUCGUAGGUCUUAGGAUCGAACCUGGGAAAUGUA